Aegilops tauschii subsp. strangulata is the source of this 822-nucleotide messenger RNA. RefSeq lists its product as uncharacterized. Gene Ontology annotation, molecular function: protein binding. Lineage: Eukaryota; Viridiplantae; Streptophyta; Magnoliopsida; Poales; Poaceae. The record is from RefSeq and is a predicted model, not a curated record.
AUGGAUCUGCUCCCCGAGGACGUGAUCGGAGAGGUGCUGCGCCGCCUCCCCGGGCGGAGCCUCGCGGCCUCCCGUGGCGUGUGCAGGGCGUGGCGCGCCGUCGUCGACGGUCUCAACCUGCUCCUGCCGCACAUGCUGCCGCACUCCGUCCGCGGCAUCUUCACCAACUAUUCGGGCUGCUCACGCCCGCGCUUCUUCGCCCGUCCCUGCAGCUGCUGCCCGGGGAUCGACGCCGCGUUCGACUUCAUCACGCCCGUGCAGCACGGCCAACACGGCGUGGACUGCGUGAUCGUGGACCACUGCAACGGCGUCCUCCUCUACGACGACGGCUGGUACUGGACGAACCUCUACGUCUGCAACCCCGCCACCCGACGCUGGGCGCUCCUCCCGCCUCCUCCGGGGGACCAUUACUACCCAGGCCUGUGCUUCGCCGGCGCCUACCUCGCCUUCGACCCCGCCGUGUCGCUGCACUACGAGGUCUUCCUGGUCCCAGACGUGCCCGAGAAAACCACCACUGACGACGACGAGGAGGAGGACCCGGAGGAGGGCUUGCUGGAGUGGCCACCGUCGUGCUAUCGGCUGCAGGUGUUCUCGUCGACGGCGGGAAGAUGGGAGGAGAGGGCCUUCGUCCGCGCAGGCGAGGCGGCCGGAACCGUAAAGGAGGUGCGGUCGCAUCUGGAGGAUCGUGACAGGUUCAGGGAGUAUAGCUACGGUGAGUACUGGAGAGGGGCCUUGUACGUGCAUUGCCGCGCCGGCGCUUUUGUUUCCAGGUAUGUAGUUAAAUUGGAAUUGACGGUGCAAGCUAUUGGGAUCAUGUCCUAG